This is a messenger RNA of Danio rerio (zebrafish), 5655 nucleotides long. The record is from RefSeq and is a predicted model, not a curated record. NCBI's taxonomy places the organism in Eukaryota, Metazoa, Chordata, Actinopteri, Cypriniformes, Danionidae.
UGAAGCGGUGCGUCAGUUCGCUCGCUCGUCAAAGCGCCUACAACUCUGAGCGCAGCAGCAAACGCUCCUCAAACCAAAAAAAACACCAACAUACUCAGUUUUCCGAAAGUCUCUGCACAAAAUAUUGACGAUUACCUUUCCCUGAAACCGCGUUUUAGUUGAUUUCGUUCGCCUGGAAACGCUGGAUAUGGAGCAGGUUGGUUCUGAAUAACGGACGCGGACAAAGCGGAUCAUCUGUAGCCGUGAUGAGCGCGACUAUGAGCGGCUCUGGAUCUGCGCCCUGCCGCUUUGCACAUUACUUCAUAGUAUGCGGAUUAGACGACGAAACGGGACUUGAACCCGAUGCUUUGGCAGCUUUAUACCAGUGGCUAGAGGCUGAUCGGCAGGGCAAGGAUCCAGAGGCCACAGCAGCAGGGGAAAACUUUGAUCAGAGUCCCCUAAAAAGGACCUUCAAGUCUAAAGUGUUGGCUCACUACCCGGAGAACAUUGAGUGCAACCCAUUUGACCAGGAUGCUGUUAACAUGCUCUGUAUGCCUAAAGGCCUGUCAUUCAGGACGCAGCGGGACAGUCUGGCUCCGCACUUCCACUCGUUCCUCAUCACCCGAGAGGACGGCUCACGGACUUACGGCUUCGUCCAUACCUUCUAUGAGGAGGUGACGAGUCCUCAGAUCUGCUCCGCCAUGCAGACGCUCCAUCAGAUGCACCAGGCUGAACACAACACAUCUGCACAGAACUGUACUUCAUCCUCCUCAUCAUCCUCCUCCUCCUCUUCCUCCUCUAGCAUGGACUCUUUAUCCAGCAGUCUGGAUGACGUUGACUCUCCAUCCGCUCAUGGAGGCAGAAGAACCUGUGAAGGCUACGACUCGAUCCGCGACACUCUUUAUGUGUCCAAAGCCAUGUGUUUGAUUGCACCGAUGCCCUUCAUGCACGCUUGUAAACGUUUUUUGGCUCAAAUGCACCGGGCUGUGAGCUGUAGUCCUCCGCCGCCACUUCCUCUAGAGAGUUACAUCUAUAACGUGUUGUAUGAGGUGCCGCUGCCGGCGUCUGGACGCUCGCUCAAGUUUCAUGGAGUUUAUGAACCAAUCCUGUGUCAGCGGCCGGGAGUCGGAGAGCUGCCAUUGGCUGAUUUUCCACUGGCCGACGCCUUCCGGUUACUGGGGGUGGAGAAUCUGGUGCAGCUGUUCACCUGUGUCCUGCUGGAAAUGCAGAUUCUGCUGUACUCACAGGACUACCAGCGGCUCAUGGUGGUUGCGGAGGGCAUCACAACAUUGCUCUUCCCUUUCCAGUGGCAGCACGUGUAUGUCCCGAUUCUCCCUGCUUCACUCCUGCACUUUCUAGACGCCCCUGUCCCAUACCUCAUGGGGCUUCAAUCUAAAGAGGGCACUGACCGCUCCAAACUAGAGCUGCCUCAAGAGGCAAACCUGUGUUUCGUAGACAUCGACAACCACUGCAUCGAGCUUCCGGAAGACUUCCCUCAGUUUCCCAACAGGAGUGAGUUCAUCCAGGAGCUGAGCGAGGUGCUGCUCAGUUUUGGCCAGUCUCCCGAAGGGGGUAGCAGCUCUCCUGAACCGGCCGUGAUGAGCUUGCAGACCUCUGUGCUGGAGAAGGAGCUCAAGAGCACUUCGUUGAGAGAGUUGGUGGACGAUAAGACGAACGGCAACCUCGGUGGAGAAGCGCUGGAUGUGCUGGAGCUCCUGCAGGGCAACCCGACGCUGGAGCGCCUGCAGGCUUUGGCCAAGAGGACUGGGGUGAAAGUGGCCCGUCUGGAGGCGCUGGCAGCGGGACAGAAGGGGGAUGAAGGUGUUGGAGGAAGGUCUCCUGUUGAGGAAGAGGAGCUGAGGAAUGCUAAACUGAACGUUCAGCUGAGGGAGGUGUUCGCCGCACGCUUCGCAACGAUGUUUGCAGACUACGAGUCGUUUGUGAUUCAGAACUCGCCAGAUUUGGAGUCUUGGCUGACCAACAGAGAGCAAAUGCACAACUUUGACAAGGCCUCGUUUCUUUCGGACCAGCCGGAGCCAUACCUGCCCUUUCUGUCUCAUUUCAUCGAAACCCAAAUGUUUGCCACCUUCAUCGACAACAAGAUCAUGUCUCAGUGGGAGGAAAAAGAGCCUCUCCUUCGGGUCUUUGAUGGACGCAUUGAGAAAGCCAGACUCUACAAUGUCCGUGCACCCAGUUUACGCUCAUCUGUUUACCAGAAAUGCACUUUCCUCAAAGAAUCAGCCCAGGCUAUUGAGCAGCGGCUGAGAAAGAUCGACCACACGGCCAUCCAUCCUCACCUGCUGGAUAUGAAGAUUGGCCAGGGAAAAUACCAGCAGGGCUUUUUCCCCAAACUGCAGGCAGAUGUGUUAGCCUCUGGGCCCACCAGCAACAAGUGGUCAAAUCGCACAUGUUCGACUCAGCGCAGAGUGGAACGACACAGGCAGCAGAAUGAACAUCUGGUGCUGGACAAUGAACUCAAAGAGAAGUACAUGCAGGAGGCUCGUAACCUGGGGAAGAACCUGCGACAACCCAAAUUAUCAGACUUGUCCCCUGCCGUCAUCGCACAGACCAACUGGAAGUUUGUGGAGGGUUUACUGAAGGAAUGCAAGAUGAAGACCAAGCGCAUGUUGGUGGAGAAAAUGGGGAGAGAAGCUGUCGAACUGGGUCACGGAGAGGCAAACAUCACUGGUCUGGAAGAAAACACACUCAUAGCCAGUCUGUGUGACCUGCUGGAGAGAAUAUGGAGCCACGGGCUUCAGGUUAAACAGGGAAAGUCUGCACUUUGGUCUCAUUUAUUGCAUUACCAGGCGAGAGAAGAGAAAAACGAACAGCAGUUGGAGUCUCCGGUGUCUAAUGGCCAGGAAAGACGGAAAACCGAGUCCAGCGUUGGUCUUCCUGGAUUACGUGUGUCCGUCAUACAGGAUAUGAGACACAUCCAGAACAUGGCAGAGAUUAAGACUGAUGUAGGUCGAGCACGUGCCUGGAUCCGUCUGUCUCUGGAGAAAAAACUGCUUUCCCAGCACCUCAAACAGCUGCUGUCAAACCAGGCCUUAACCAAGAAGCUCUACAAACGUUACGCUUUUCUCCGCUGUGAAGAGGAGAAAGAGCAGUUUCUCUUUCAUCUCCUGAGCCUGAAUGCUGUGGACUACUUCUGCUUUACCAGCGUCUUCACUACUAUAAUGAUCCCAUACCGGGCUGUGAUCAUCCCCAUCAAGAAGCUGAGUAACGCCAUGACCACGUCCAACCCCUGGCUGUGUGUGUCGGGCGAGCUGGGCGACUCCGGCAUCCUGCAGAUCACCAAAAACAUACUGGAGAUGACAUUCGACUCUGCCUUUAGGCCUCACACGCACAUCUCCAUCGCCUUCAAGUGCCAGAAUCUGGGCAAGCUGACCACUGUUCAGCUGGGUCAUGAUAACUCCGGCUUGCUGGCCAAGUGGCUGGUUGAUUGCGUCAUGGUCCGCAAUGAGAUCACCGGACACACAUACAAGUUUCCCUGUGGCCGGUGGCUGGGAAAGGGUGUGGAUGAUGGCAGUCUGGAGCGAGUGCUGAUUGGAGAGUUUGUGGUGCCUUGCGGCGAUGAUGAAGGAGGUCGAGGGUCUAAAACACCACCGCUCCAGAGGUCGCCCUCCCAGAUCCGGAGAAUCAGCAUCACUUCACUCACCGGAAAAGGAAACAAACCAACAACCGUUCAGAUCCAGGAAUCUAUCGGUGAAGCAGUCAACAAUAUAAUUAAACAUUUCCACAAACCAGAGAAAGAGCGGGGCAGUCUCACGGUUCUGCUGUGUGGAGAAGGUGGUCUUGUUUGGGCGCUGGAGCAGUUUUUCCACCAUGGGUUUCGCUCUGCUCGAAUCUUCCAGAAAAAUGUCUUUGUUUGGGAUUUCUUUGAGAGAAUAGUAGCGUUUAUGGAGAACAGAGAUCAAACUGGAGACCUGCAAGAAUCCCCCGAGCCUCUCAGCCUGAAUAGCGAAUCACUCUGUCGAUACGUCAACGCCAUCAACAACAUGCCACGCAACAUCGGCAAAGACGGCAAAUUCCAGCUGCUAGUUUGCCUCGGCGCGAGAGACCGAUUAUUACCCCAGUGGCUCCCUCUACUGGCUGAAAGCCCGGUCAUCACGCGUAUGUACGAAGAAAACGCUUUACUUCGAGACAAACUCACCGUAAGCUCUCUCCUCGGCGUCUUAGAAACGCUACAUGAUUUCCCCAUUACCCUGGAGACUUCGCUUACAAAAAGCGUCGAGCUGUAAUUCAGCGUGGCGAAGUUCAAACUCAGACUGCUUCAGGCCAUCUUCAGGACUGAAACCGUAUUACAAGUUUGCUGGGUUUUUUUUGUUGUUUUUUUUGCGGAGAUUGACUGAAGACUCUUCUUCGCCCCCAAAGAAAUGAACUCUGAACUUCAGACGUGUGUUUUGUAGCAGUAUUUGGAGUCGUGCUCUUUCUAGCCGAACGUUUUAAGAAGACCUGUGGAUUUAUUUAGCUUUCGAAAACCUGUGGUCGUUUGUCUGCGAUCGAGUCGCAUCUGCUUCAGAUCAUGCUCUGACUUUAUAAAACACUAUUUUGACAACUGCUGAGGAGCCUUAGUACGGACCUGUUAUGUUCAGUUAAUCAGAAUCAAAGUGAUUAUACUUGACGAAUUCACCCAACUUCGAGUGUUUAUAUGAACUUUAGCUGUUUAAACUGAUGCUGUUUGUUGGCGAGUAAUAGUUCCUGUUUUAAGGCUGUUCAUACAGAAUUUUCAAAGAAAAUGGUCAUUCCUAUAGGAUGUGAAUCGCUGUAUGUUACGAAAUUUGUGAUCCAUGCGGUCUGGUUGAACACUUUAAGGAGAUGUUUAUUUUGCCAAUGAGUAUUAACUUCAUUCUUAGCUACUUCGGUGGGUUUCAACUGGCUUACGUUCAAGAAAGAAACACUGGAAAUCAUUCAAAGCAAUAACGAGCCCUUAUUUGCCAUAAACCUUCAAUAUACAGUAUCCUGUGGGGUGUAAACCCUAGUAUUUACCACUUAAUUAAGCGUAUUACUUUGUUAAUCCGAGUUGAUUACUACAGAACUUGCACAACGCUUAGUGAUUAAGUAAAACUCAUUUUAUUUUAUGAGCAGUUUUAAUCCUUCUGAAUGAAAUUGACAAUUGUUGCAGGAUUAAAAAUGGCUUUCGGUCACUUAACAUUUCUUUUUGUUUUUAAGACGCUCUGCAUUUAAUCCGUAUGUAUGCGAACACUUAACCUGUGUGUUUUAUUUCAUUUCUAUAUUUCUUUUAUAGUAACUCGGAUUGUUUGUAAGUAUUUAUUUUCAGAGGAAUCUUUUGAGACACUGGUCGAUUAUCUUGGGGUUGCAGUAAGCUUACACUGAAUCAUUUAUUUAUUUUAGGUAAACUACUUUAUCAUGGGUUCGGAGUGUGUGUAUAGUGUCGAAUCCCUCCUCAUCUUGUGUAAAAAAGUCCAUGAGGGAACUGUCCACCUGUUUGCGGUGCUGAUGCAUGCGACAUGUUUUUUUUUUAUGUAGAUCUUGGAGAAGAAGUACUGUUGCUGUAAAUGAAUUGGUUCCUCUUCUAGAUUCUUUCCGUCUCGUUGCAUCAGUUUAUUCCCUGUAUAAAAGCGUUGAUCAUAUUAUGAAAUGCUCCCGGGUUUCUCCGUCAUGUUUAUAUUUGUGAAGCAGCUCAUUAAAAGUGCUCCGUACAUAAAUCUG